GAACUAGCCCGUCGCGCGGCGCGCCGGCCGGCGAAUCGGCCGAGUAUUGUGAAUGAGUCGAGAGCGGGAGGAGGUGACGGGAAGGAACGAGUGCGGAGCGGCGCAGACCGAGUGUAGCCAUGAGGUGGUGGUGUGUGUGCCUGCUGCUGGCCGGCCUGGCCCGAGCCCGCGCCGCCAGCGUGUUUGACCUGAUGAGCAACAACCCUGAGCUGUCGGAGUUCCUGGACUUGGUGAAGGGGGACGAGCUGGUGUCCGCCUACAUCAGGAGAGCCGAGGGCACCGUGUUCGCUCCCACCAACGCCGCCCUGCAAAAGUACAAGGGCGAGCGGAGUGCCAACGUUCUCCUAUACCACAUCGUGAACCUGGCCAUGUCCAUGGAGCAGCUGACCUCGGAGCGGUCGGUGCCCACCCGACUGAAGGGCAGUCAGCCAGUGUUCGUCAGCGUCCCUCGUCCCGGCCACGUGUUCAUCAACAACGCGCGCAUCGUUAGCAGUGACGUCAGAGCCACUGCAGAGACACAGGAGAAUCAGGUGAUGCACAUCAUUGACGAGGUUCUUGAGCCGACCAUCCCAGCCGAGGCCAGUCAGUCGAUGCACUUCAACCCGAACGCUCUGGAGCUGCUGGCCAACUCCAACAAGUUCAGCCUCGGCAACGCCUCCAUCGGGAAAUUCUACCAGGCGGUCCAGUCAAAUGAGAAGCUCGGCGUAUUUAGUUCCGGAUCCUUCAACACUUACUUCAUCCCAGUCGACGAAAAGUUCGAUGCGGUCCAUGACCGUUUCACCGGUGAGGUGGUGGACGGUCACGUGAUCCCAAACCACGCCCUCUUCACGCGCACCAUGGGUGACGAGAGUUUCCGAACGUUGGCGUUCAACGACAUGUUGAAGGCGACCAUCAAGCUGCGCGCCGAGCGUCUCCCAGCAGCCAGCGACUCCGCCCCCGCCUCCGCCGAUGUAGCGAGCCCGGCGGCUCCAGAGAAUCUACAACAGCCAAAGCGUUUCUAUGAGGCCCAGAGCACCAUCCUCGUGGGGAACAUACUGCUGCAGGCCGGCUCGGUGCUCUCCAAGGUCGUGAAGCCCAACAUCGCCGUGAAAAACGGCGUGGUGCACUUGAUCGAGAAGCCGCUGAUGGUGGCCUCCGGUGACGUCCUCAGUCUGAUUCUGGAGGGCCAGCACGAUCGUUUUCACGAGUUCCACAAGCUUCUGCAGAGGCACGCCAGUGACUUCAUGGUCAAACUGAUGACCACCAGCUACUUCACCAUCUUCAUCCCCUCCAACGAGGCCUUCUACAACGUCAAUCAGCGCAGGCUGAAGGAGCUGAUCGCCACGCCAGAGGCCCUCCAGGAGCUGCUCAGUCUGCACGUAGUCAGCCAUAAAGUCACCACCGAGAGCGUCAGGAAGCUCGCGCAGAGCCAGCCUUACAGCGUGGCAUCGGACGCGCCUUCCCGCUCCCUGUACCUGUCUUUGACCGGUGACGGCGGCCUGGAGCGAACGCUGACCGUCGAGGGCGGCGGCACCAACGCCACCGUCAUCAUACCCGACAUCGACCGGUCCAACGGCGUCAUCCACAUCAUCGACCGCUUCCUGGGCAUUCCGUACCAGACGGUGGCUGAGCGACUGAGCACCGACCCCGUGGCCAGCCUGACGAGCUCACUGGCCCGUGAGAGUGGGUUCACCCAGCAGCUGAAGUCGGCGGAGAAGAUGACACUCCUGCUGCCGUCUGACAUUGCCUGGCAGCGACUGAAGGCACAGCUCAACACCUCCUACAACGCCGUCUUCGCCGACCAGAAGUCACCCGAAGUCCUCGCCGUGCUGAAGCGUCACAUGAUAGCGGACCAGGCGCUCACCAUUGAGGAGAUGGCCAACAUCACUGCGGCGAAUGGCAGUGUCACCACCACUGACGGCGAAACGGUCAAGGUGGAGCACAUGCCUGGAUCGCAAGAGUACCUGGUCAAGUGGAGAAGCCUGCAGGCGCGCGUGCUGCGCGCAGACGAGGAGUGCACCAACGGCUACAUCCACGUCAUCGACGCGGUGCUGAUCGGACCCAAGGACAUCAGCACCCCUCGGGCGUCAGCGGCGUCCUCAGCGGCCGGCUCGACGGCGGCCAGCGCGCUGCUGAUGGCUGCCAGCUGGUCGCUGCUGAGGCUCUGAGCUGGCGGUGUCGCUAGGGGAGGCUGCAGGUCUCGGCGGGCCUGUCUCGGCCCGGGACGGGGCGCCGCCGAGCGUCGAGGAGUGCAGUCAGUCAGUGCUCGCUCACAGUGGACCGAAGCUCAGCUGAGUGUCGGCUGACUGAACCGAGCACGCCUCAUGAUGAUGCUUCAGUGGGGCUGAAUAGUCAACUUCCUCGCUGAUAUUAUAUGGAAGAUCGCCGCGCCGGGUGACGAGUGUCUGUCUCAGAGCUGGAACUAUUCAGGGUGGCGCUACCGAUCAAUGUUAUAGAUGUCACCAGCAUCAGACGGACAAACAGCGAACGACCCCUCUCGCCGGCGGGUCGAGCUGUUCCGGACCAGAUGCAGAUUUCGGAGGCGAUUUCGGGGGCGGAAGAUCCUACAGUCCCCCCUCCCCCUCCCGAGUCACUGGUGGGUCGACAGUAUCUGGCGACCCGGUUCCAACCGGAGUGCCGCGUAACGUAUGGUUGAUGUGCGAUAUAUCCUACUGAAAGAACGGUGUAAACGUUUUAGGACGAAAACAUUUGUAUUGGAAAAUUAUUUCACCGUCUGCUAACCAGUAUCUCCAAAGAGGUGCAUGUGUUUGCGGUAUGUGUAGCGUGCGUGUUCAGGUUCUGCUUUUCCCGAGCUGAGCCUAGUGUGCUAUAUGAUGUAUGGAAUCUGAAAUUGCAGGAUGGUGGUUGUGUGUUUCCGGGGCGGGUCAUCAUUCCACCGAUAUGGAGUGAUCGGCAACAGUGAGUGACUCUUCACUCAGUUGUGCAGAGACAUGACUGAUGCGAAAUGAAGCUGUACAAAACCUUCAUUAGGUGCAUACUUAGAUCGGCUUCCAGCCAUUUUUGUACCGUCCUGGAAAUCACUCCCAAAAUCUUAUUCCGUGAACGGUCACAUUUAUGCUUCGGACGCUUCUCAGCAAGGCUUCGCAAUGUAAUCAGCUUCUGUGGUGCAUGUGGAUCGUGUCAGGUGACUUGCUCGAUUUUUACGUGUCGGAUGGUCGCGCUAGACUGACUGUUUCAAGUGUGCUUGGUGGCUGCCUGCGACUUCAUUAUCCGAUGUCGCUCAUUGUGAGCCGUUUUUCCCCACCCGCCGGUAAAUGUUACGAAUAUUUAGGUAUGUGUACGAUUAAGUAAUUUUGCGUUGUUUGUAUAUUAUUGCUUAGGUCGUUUAGUGAAAACAGGCGGUUGCCUCGCUCCUGGCACUCAGUCUUCUUUAUUCGAUACGAUGCCUUCACUGACCGUUUCAUUGGACGAUUUGAUGAUGUGUCCGGCGCCUCCCAUGCUCACAAACCUUACGACAUUAGUUUUCUUGGCUACUCCUAGCCCUUUUUACCUUACAUGAGAUCUGUUUAGCUUCCUUAUGAUGCCUGGGAAGUGGAGACUACCAUUCAAACGGGACUAUCAAAUGUGCGACCUACGAUAGCAAUGAUGCGCCUUUUGGCCGCCUCGGGACAUCUUUCUGGACAAUAUCUCCGCACGCAGACUGCAGUCGUCUUUCCUCCUACUGUCGCUUCGAAUGCAGCCGAAACGGAUUGCGCUUGAGCGUGUUCAUGUGCGUGCUCACCAUGCCAUGCCUGUUGGCUAUCAAUGCUUCAGCAUUACAGAUUACUUCGAGUCCCACAGAUAGCCUUCCUGAAAAUUAGAAAAUUAUUCUCUCAUGCUUGAUAACUGCUGGCCGUAUGAACGCGUAGAGACUCGACGGUCUCGCGACAGCCGCCGACAGCUGCUACCUUCUGCGCUAUUGUGCUCGUGAAUGCCUGAACCCGACCACUGCGAGCAAAGUGAGGGGUCUGUGUAAUCCAACAGUCGCCUGCCAGUCACAAUAAACGCGAUCACAACACG
Messenger RNA from Amphibalanus amphitrite, 3999 nucleotides. Its product is annotated as fasciclin-1-like. The record is from RefSeq and is a predicted model, not a curated record. Lineage: Eukaryota; Metazoa; Arthropoda; Thecostraca; Balanomorpha; Balanidae. The transcript is spliced from 14 exons. The coding region runs from base 120 to 2147 and encodes 675 amino acids. Gene Ontology annotation, cellular component: extracellular matrix. Gene Ontology annotation, biological process: extracellular matrix organization; cell adhesion. Gene Ontology annotation, molecular function: cell adhesion molecule binding.